CAAACACACCACCGAGGAAGAGCAGAAAACAGGAAGCAAAGAAGGAGGCUGUUGAUGGUGACAUAUCUUAGCAGGUUCUAUGCUCAAGCUAAGGACCGCUGAAGAAGAGAAAAGGAGUUGUGAAAUUUCCCAGCUGAGGCAGGCUGUGUUACAAAACAAUGACAGACUCCUUGAUGAGAUGCUCUGCCAAGAAAUCUACAAGAAAGUCAUCAACUGCAGAGGUGGCUGGGGCAUUGCAGGCACACCCCUGCAUGCUGCAGUGUCUAAAGGCCACCUCAGCUGUCUGCAGGUCCUUCUAGCUCACGGUGCCAUCAUAGACUGCGUGGACGUCAAGGCCCAGACGCCUCUGUUCGCAGCCGUUCGAGGGAAAUACCUUGACUGUGUCUUAACUCUCCUCAAAGCUGGCGCCAACCCCAACGGAAGCUCGUCCAACAACUGCUCGCCGGUCCUCACUGCUGCAAGGGAAGGCGACGCAGAGAUUCUAAAGCAGCUACUAAAACACGGCGCUGAGGUGAACUCCCGCGCCAAAGUCUUAUUGUGGACCUCGAGUGCCAGAGUCUCCAGUGGGCCGCUUUAUUUGGCUGCUGUUUAUGGACACAUGGAGUGCUUCAAACUGCUGCUCCUCUACGGGGCAGACCCAGACUACAACUGCACUGAUGCCAAGCUGCUGAGCUCUGACAAGCAGCCCAAAACUGUGCUGGAGAUGUGCCUUAGGCACGGCUGUGGCGUGGAGUACAUCCAGCUUCUGAUCGACUUCGGUGCAAACGUCUACCUCCCCACGCUGAUCAUCGAGAAGUCGACGAAGCAGAACGAGGCUGUGGAGCUGCUGCUGCGAGAAAGAGGAAAUCCAAAAGCUUUGACCUCACAGUGCCGACUUGCUGUGCGGAGACACCUCAGAAAGAUCAACAAGAUCAACUGCAUCGACCAGCUGGAAAUGCCCACAAGUCUCAUCAACUUCUUGCAACACAAAGCAGCACCAGUCACUGUUCUGUAGAUAGUGAAGGUUAAGUUAUUUUAUGACCCGUGUUUUGUUUUGUUUUUUAUUUUAGCUUAAGCUUUUAUUUGCAGGAUUUGAGCCCCUUUGUCCUCUUUUUAAAAUGGCUUCUGUGUGAGUAUGCAUUGUUCUUGCUCUUAAGACUGAUUCUUCAGCUAAAAGAAUAAAGGUGGAUUAUUGUUGUGGAAUUGUAGUUCUUACACUUUACCUGUCCAAGGUGUGCCCAAUCUCAAAUGAACUGUUACGAAGGCUGUUUGCACUGGAGUUCCCAGUGCAGUCAUGUUCUUCUCCUUAAUGAUUAUAGUCAGAACAAUAUUUUCUAAUUCACACGCAAAUUUUACUUUACACUCGAUUCGUCAGUUAUGGAGUGUCGAGACCUGAUGGAGGAUCUGGUAUCUACCUCAGGAUCGUGCAGUCUCACCUCUGAGAUCCAUCACACAGAGGCUGAUGUUGGUAAAUGUGUACAAGCCCAGUUCCAAAGACAAAGUUGUUAUGCUUCGUGACACUCAAAGUUGGGAUUAGGCUGUAAAAGUAAGUGGUACUAAAUAGAAACGCCUCGUGUGUGCCUCUGUCCCACUGAGCUGUCAACAAAGACUUUGAUCCUCAAAUAUUUCCAAAAGAACAGUGACCUUAGACAGGCAAAGUCCUGUUGCUUUGCACAUUAUCACAAUUCUUUGUGAUGAUAUUAUAUAAAUAACUGCCAAAAACCAGGACAAAAAAAAUUUAAGGGAGUCAGACUACUCCAUUCAUCUGGUCUGAAAACAAAUACUACAUGAGGGGAGGAACUGACAUAUGAAUAAAAAUGGACACAAGAAGAAAAAUUAUAUGAAGUUUGCUAAAAUGAGAGACAUUAGUCUCCAAAAUUAAACAAACUAAUUAUUAUCUUACAAAUAUAUAUCAAAGGAAAGGCAAGAAAGUUGGAUUUCUAACAUUUUCUUGUGACAACACCAUGUAAGAAUAUUAUUUUGUCAGUGGUUAUUUCGUCUUGUCUCUCAUCUAUUCAGUAUGUUGACAUGGGUCUUCAUUGGUGCUUUGUGACCUUUUACCUUUUCCGUUCAACCAUUUAAAGCUGAACCUCAAAAAUUGAAGGAAAUAACCUCCAACACUGCUGCUGCUGCUAACUUCUAAUCUUUAGCAACUAAACAGGAAAUGGGUCAAACACUAUCCCCAGAGCAGGAGGAGAUGGCCUUUGAAGGUAUUGCUGAUAUGCUUAGCAAUGUUUUACAGCUGGAUGAACUUAAAAUUGACAGUUCCCUGCAGAGAUUCUCUGGGCUCAACUCAGCUGAAGAGCUGAACAAUUACAGAGACCACGUCUUGUACAGUGGAGAACUCAAUCAGGUCGCAUCUAUUGUAAGCGAGGUGGGGAAUGUUCUAGGUGGGCUCAGCGUGGUGCCUCAUGCUGUCGGACUGGGAGCUCUCAUCAUUUCCUUGGCCUUAGACGUGGUCGCCAAAAGCCUAAAUAAAGAAACCAUGGGCACAGCUGAAAUGUUAGAGAGGGUGUUCGCACAGGAGAAGGCCAAGGAGGUGCGAGAUCUGAUGCACGAGUAUUUGAAGCGUAUGCAGAUCAACCUGAGAGACCCACAACUUCAACUCUCUGACACCCGUCAAAUUGAGAUUGCUCUUAGUGCCCAGCUCACGCGGCUAAAGAACUCCAUGCUGAUAGAUGAACAUAUGGACACUCAGUUUCUGAAGCAGUGGGUGAAUGGAGCUGCCUUCCACACACAGAUGCUGAUCCAUCAGGCUCGUCUAGAAAGUGCAGGAGAACCUGAUGGAUCCAGAGCCGUGCGUGCGGCAGGGAUUUAUCAGCAGGACAUGAACCGUCUGAUGGAGAAAUUCAAGACCUUGAUGAGAAAUCGUGAUGAUUCUCAAAAUGCCAAUAAGAUAAUAGAGAUUCUGUUUUCUAAACCUCAGAUUACCUGGACGAGGGAUUAUUUUUCAAAACUGCAAGCAAAUAUUCCAGCUCUUGUGAGGCAAAAUGCUGACUUUGUUAUCAAAACCGGAUUUUGAUCGUCAAGCAUCGAUCCACAAGUAAUAAACUAAAAUAUUUGAAACAAGUAAUUUUUUUGUGGCCAGUACAGUUAUGUAAGGGUCCAGUCUGAUCUACUGGCCUGGGAAUCCAGUGGAGGAAAAUAUAUUUUUAUCUUGGCCAGUGAAACCAAUCCGACCAAGAAAAUCAGUCGCCAGUCAGUUGGUCUUCCCAAUUCUUAUGUCCUAAAUCUCUUUCAUUUUUACUGCAAUAUACUGCUCUCUGAUGGCUUUGUGUUUGUGUGUUUGGUUUAGUGUUUGUUUGUUUUUUUUUAGUUGCUCAUGUGAAGCACUUUGUAAUUUGGAUUUUGUUUAAAGUAAAUGGAUAAGCCAUAUACAUUUGGAAGGAAUAUGGGUAGAGUUUGGUUUUAAACCUUUGUGCCAUCGCACCUAUAUUUGUUACUUUCUCAGGACUUGAAUAACAUGUUUACUAUCUUGUAAAUUGGUUUUAUUCAAAAGCCCAUCUAUAUUUGUAAAAAUCAUGAUUUAAGCUCUGCAUGGAAGGGAAACGUGUCUAUAAUUACAUUCCUAAGCUUUCCUUAAAUGAAUUCCUGAAAUUAAAAAGUGACCCACAGACCUAUUCCAGAAAGUAUAACAACCCCGUUUAUGAUCUACAUUUUUUACCCUUGCAUUGAUGCUACAUUAGAGUCAUAAAACAGAAUUAAUGCCCAUAAUUAUUAGAGAGUGGAUACUAAAUUUGAUGCUUUUAGAAUCACCAAAAUGUAAACUUGAAAGAUAGAUUUUACAAGUACUGUAGUUUAUGUGUGGUUUAUGUCUGCUUUUCCUAGUGUGUGAAUGACUCUGCAACAACAAAAUCAUACAUUGUUUCUCUUCAUCAUCAUGUUACUUCCUUUAAUGGGUCCGCAGAAGGAGCAUGCUGCCGGCUAAAUAAGCUAGACUGAGUUACAGCACAAUGGUGGUUCCUCAUCAGUGUUAAUAUCAUUCACUAAAAAAUUUAUUCAUGAUUUUGCUGAUGAAAACACAACAAUAAAUUAAAAAAAAACUAUAAUGAAA
This is a messenger RNA of Haplochromis burtoni (Burton's mouthbrooder), 4033 nucleotides long. Its product is annotated as ankyrin repeat and SOCS box protein 12. Bases 80 to 994 code for a protein of 304 amino acids. Lineage: Eukaryota; Metazoa; Chordata; Actinopteri; Cichliformes; Cichlidae. The transcript has 7 exons. Gene Ontology annotation, biological process: intracellular signal transduction; regulation of barbed-end actin filament capping. Gene Ontology annotation, cellular component: cytoplasm; nucleus. Gene Ontology annotation, molecular function: protein binding. The record is from RefSeq and is a predicted model, not a curated record.